Molecule: messenger RNA, 1680 nt
Organism: Theileria orientalis strain Shintoku
Lineage: Eukaryota; Apicomplexa; Aconoidasida; Piroplasmida; Theileriidae
Exons: 4
Coding region: 1-1680 (559 amino acids)
Source: RefSeq, a predicted model, not a curated record
AUGGUUAAUAUAAAAUUUAAAGUGUAUUAUAAUUUUUCAUUAUUGUCUACCUUAACAUUGGUAUUUUUAAAUUACUCAAUUAGUAUUUCAACGCCAAACCAAUACACACCAAAAUUUAAAUCGCAUAAGAAUUUAAAGAAUGGAUUCUAUACAUUUAUUAACAUAAAAGGCUAUAAUAAUCAGACAAAUGAGGUGAAUAACUUUAAUAAUAAAUGGAAGUUGUAUGAAAAGCCCAUUUAUAAACAAGGUUUUUUGCCAAACAGCGCCAUUCCGAAACACAUUCCUCUAGACUACGAGAAUUUAUUGAGAUCGCAUGACCCUUCAGUGAUAAACUUUAAUACAACGCUGACAGGCCUACCAGGAGUGAAUAUAAAGGACAUAGAUGACCUGUAUGGCAAAAUAUAUGACCAUAAAGUGCUGAUGAAGCAACUAAGAUAUUUCUUAGAAAAUGAUGAUUUUAGCUCAAUAAAUAGACUGAUGAAGUAUAAUAAAGAUGUGUUAAACAAAGAAGAAUGUGAGUUGUUGGUAAAGGAUUUUGAGCACCUGAUUCACCACCGGUUAAAGUACGAGUACCCGGAGCCGGAAAACCUAGAAAGAACAAUGCCGUUUCUGGUGGGAAGAUACGUGUUGCAGUACGUACUGCAGCAAGACCUGGAAUCGAAGUUAAAUUACGUGUGGCUGAAGCCAGGAGAAGUGCCAGAAGUACCGGAGUACAAGGAGAAUUACGUGGAACCGAAGGCGUCACCAGAAAAGAAAAUACACGUCAAAGAUACAGUGGCAUACAGAUCACUGAUGAAGAAGCUGAGCGAAUACGAUGAAAGAAUGAGACUGUGCGCAGUAAGAGACCUGUACCACAAGCUUAUAGAGUGCAAGAGGAAGAAGCUGGUGAGGUGCCUGAGAAAGUUCCAAAGACUAAGGCCGUUCAGAUCACUAACGUACAGACGCAAAGUCGCAAACAAAGUAAACAUCGACAGAGUGUCGCCAUUUCUGUCAAGGCCAAUGAGGUGUACGGACCAAAUAGUAAAGGAGUACACAGACCACUUUGAAGAAGCAGUAAACAAGCAGGACUUAGCAACAGCCUGCUACCUGCUGAAUCGGUACUCGAGGAGGAUAAUCUUCAUCGACAAGUUCCCGCUACUGUGCAGAUUCAUGAGGUUGUUCGCAGAGGUUCACGCCUGCAAAAAGUAUGACCUGCACAUGCUUAAAAAACUGAGAAGCUUCUACUGGUCCUCAGUAAAAAGGAAAAAGUUCAUGAUAAGAUACAACGAACCCAUGAUGAUCAUGGAAGCAGGAAAGACAAUGAAGGAUAUGUACGAAGAACAACUGGAGCAAUACAGGCAAUAUCGAGAUAAAAAGAACGAUGAGAAGAUGAAGAAGAUGGGAGUGGAUAUGGACAAAGUUAGAGACUUUUCAAACGCAUAUGGAAUGGAUUGGAUACCAAUACUGUACCCAGAAGAAUACCAAGAAGCAGUGGAAUAUCAUAGAAAAAGGUUGGAAAAAUUGAGAAGAAAGGCACUAAAGGUAGAAAAUGAAAUUAAGAGAAAAAGAAGAUUCGAGUACGGAGAAGAUAUUGAUAUGGACUACGAUGAAGAAGAAUAUAAGGAAGAUGUGAAUCAAGAGGAAUUAAUGGGCAAGGAGAGUAUACCACUAAAAGUAAUAAAAAAGGAAGAUGAAGAAUAG